Messenger RNA from Cucurbitaria berberidis CBS 394.84, 1029 nucleotides. Its product is annotated as Co-chaperone Hsc20. The transcript has a single exon. The record is from RefSeq and is a predicted model, not a curated record. Bases 80 to 844 code for a protein of 254 amino acids. Gene Ontology annotation, biological process: protein complex oligomerization; [2Fe-2S] cluster assembly. NCBI's taxonomy places the organism in Eukaryota, Fungi, Ascomycota, Dothideomycetes, Pleosporales, Cucurbitariaceae. Gene Ontology annotation, cellular component: mitochondrion. Gene Ontology annotation, molecular function: ATPase activator activity; protein-folding chaperone binding.
AACCCAACACCGCGUCGUCCUUUUAACACCUGCCACUGCAUAGACAAGUCCAAACAUAGCCAUUUCGAAUUUGUCAAACAUGCGAACAAUCCGCCCAACAUCCGCGCGCAGACUCCGCGCAUCUCUCACCUCCGAACCAUCCAUCUCGCCGUUCCGCGCGCAGCAUCGCGCAACACCAUGCCUCCUCUGCGCGCACCGUAUACCACCCCAAAUUCCAGCGCAUCGCUUUCAAUCAACAUCAGCUGGUUCAAAUACUCGAGAAACCCCCUUUGACGCGCAAACAUCACCGCUGCAACAGUCUUCACAACCCCAAACACACUACGCCUUCUUCCCUAACUCCGUACCGACGGGCCCUCCUCCAGAAGGACAUUUCACCAUAGACCUAAACGCCCUGAAGAAAGAGUUCUUACAACUCCAAGCGCGCGCACAUCCCGACCUGCACCCGCAAGCCAACAAGAAGCGCGCCGAAGCCCUCUCCUCGCGAAUAAACGAAGCCUACAAGACGCUACAAGACCCGUUGCGGCGGGCACAGUACGUGCUGAGCUUGAGGGGGAUUGAGGUAGCGGAGGAUGAGACUGCAAAGGUGGAGGACCCUGAACUCCUGAUGGAGGUGCUAGAGGCCCGGGAACAAAUUGAGGAAGCGGAGAAAGAGGAGGAUUUGGUGGAAAUGAAGACUGUCAAUGAAGAGAGGAUAGCGGAAAGUACGAAGGUGCUAGAACAGGCGUUCCGGGAGGAUGAUCUCCAAACGGCAAAGAGCGAGACUGUGAAGCUGAGAUAUUGGAUCAAUAUCAGGGAGAGCAUACAUUCAUGGGAGAAGGGUGUGCCGGUCGUGUUGCAGCAUUGAUAGAAUGGGAGGUGUUGAACUUUAUGACAGAUGGCCUUCUUAAUGGCGUUUUAGUAUCCGAAUCCGUAUUUAUUAUGAUUCGUAAUGAGAGCUAUUUUAAUACUCAAUAGGAUAGCUUCAGCAUCACACUUAAGUAGUUGCUUGUUAUCAGAAAAAGACGCGCUUCAGGCUCUACCACCCCCACC